Messenger RNA from Mesocestoides corti, 423 nucleotides. NCBI's taxonomy places the organism in Eukaryota, Metazoa, Platyhelminthes, Cestoda, Cyclophyllidea, Mesocestoididae. The record is from the annotation of a GenBank genome assembly.
AUGGACGGUUGUGAAAUGGGCCCCGACUUCCUCUCGUACUCUGCGGCGCAAACGCAGUGGAUGGAGGCAGUGUCAGGCGUGCGGGCUGUCCGGUGUGUGCCCAUCGAUCCACACGCUCGACUUCUGCGCCUUAAUUCGGAACACGCGCACGACUGCCUAUUGGGCGCCUCAAGGAGUGUGUUCGCGGGCACGGUGAUUUUGGACGGAAUGGUGUCAGUCAUUGGACUACUGCAUGCCCGACCGCAUUCCGCCGCACCACCUUGGCCCGGCGCCCGGACUGGCGGAGCUCACGCGAUCUCAACAGGGGUAGCUGGGUGCUCACAUGACCCCACCGAGGACCUGACUCGAGUAAUGCCCCAACCACCACCACCACCGCCGCCGAUGUCACUCAAGCACAGCAACCAUACAAAAAGAAAUCAGUAA